This is a messenger RNA of Hymenoscyphus albidus, 1674 nucleotides long. NCBI's taxonomy places the organism in Eukaryota, Fungi, Ascomycota, Leotiomycetes, Helotiales, Helotiaceae. The record is from the annotation of a GenBank genome assembly.
CGGAAAACGAAGCAUUGCUACAGGUCCCAAACCCUUGGCAAUUUUGUACAAGUAGCCUGCAUUUGCCGAGUUAUGCCUUCGCUGGGAGAUGGGGGUAGUGCUGUGCUUUGCGUUGCUCAGGUCACGAACAGCGUCCCCUUCCCGUCCACAUCCAGCUCGCCCUCGCUUCUUUUUAGCGUCGCCCAAACUACCUAAUUUUCUUUGGGCUGCAGCGUGAGUGGCAGUGGCAGUGGCAGAGGGCAUCAUAACCUCCUACCUAAACAUCAUUUCCGAGUCACCACCACCCCGUCAACGCUCCCAUUCACACUCCCUUCUGCCCUGCUACAACUACCAACCACCAACCACCAACACACACACUGCCAUCAUCCUCUACCACCGCCUCGUGGAUUGCCUCGCACGCUUUCAGGAAAAUGAAUGUGCUGCUUCAGCCAACGCAUGCCUUUUCAGAGUUCCCUUCGCACUACGACGCACAUCACCCUAGUAAGCCCCUCCCACAAUAAUUCCCACUCCACCGCCCAAAACUAACAUUCUUUGCUCUUGCCGUAGGCUCCCCUUUGAACGCCGCUCCAAGAAUGGCUACCCGAAAGCGAAAAGCCGACGACGAUGGCUACGAUGAUAGCAUGUCCAUCUCCCCUCAAGCGUCCCCCGCUUUCGCUCAUCGCAGCAUUUCUCGACCCUCGAAGAAAAUCCGAGCCAACGAGGUGUCCGGCCGUCCUCUCGCCCUUCCUCGACUCCUCGAAACGCUCGAUGCUCAAUCUUUACGAUCCGUCCUUCAGACCAUAUGUGAACGGCAUCCUCAGAUCGGUGCGGAAGUGGUUUCGUCAGCGCCUCGACCCUCGGUAGCGGCAACCCUCGAAGUUUUGGCACAAUACCAGGAGAAGCUACGAGACGCAUUUCCUUUCGGCGGCAACACUGGUUCCGAUUAUGCAUACAACCGUGUUAGGCAACCUCUGAAUGAUCUGAUCAACGCCUUGACCGAUUUUACGCCUCAUUACCUUCCUCCUAACGAGAGUCAGACCACCGUAUCCCUCAACUUUCUCGAUAGUGCCACAAAGGUGGUCCACGAGCUUCCUGACUGGGACAGUAACUCUCACAAGCACCACAAGGAUAACGCCUAUGACGAAAUUUCUAGAGCUUGGGAGAUGGUGAUCAGUGAGGCCUCAAAGAAAGGUGGUGGAUUUCAACUACAUUCCGGUGGAUGGGAUCAGACACUCGCAAAACACAAUCACCAAAGUGGAGGACGUAUGCAAGUCGCUGUCAACGCACUUGGCUCUAACCUAGGAUGGAUGGGGGGAAACAUGAAUACCAACAAUACGGUGUCUAACGAUCGGGAAUCUAUCCGCAAUCAAUUACUAUCCGGCAGCUAUGGCACAAACUUGCCAGUAGGUGCAGGAUGGUAGAUAUGGUUGAGGAAUAGCAUUUAUAGGCACGGGGAAUAUGACACAGUCAAUAAGGGAACGCACCUACACACUGGGAGAGGAGCUUGUCAUUUUGAGCGGUAUAGAGGUGGUAGCUACACGGCGUCUUGAUUUUGAGAUACCAGUCAUUGGCCGUAUCAGUCACGAUUACGACGAUUUUUUUUUACGAACAACUCGCACACAUUGUUUCCUUUGCUUCGGCAUGAUUGGGAGUUUGGGGGACUCUGCAUUCUUCUACUUUAUCCUGCAUUGGGCC